Molecule: messenger RNA, 1472 nt
Organism: Leptidea sinapis
Lineage: Eukaryota; Metazoa; Arthropoda; Insecta; Lepidoptera; Pieridae
Product: tRNA:m(4)X modification enzyme TRM13 homolog
Exons: 7
Coding region: 168-1451 (427 amino acids)
Biological process (GO): tRNA methylation
Source: RefSeq, a predicted model, not a curated record
CUUUGCCGAUAUCACUAUUGACUGUUCAGUGUUCACUCUGUUCAUCUUUGUUUAUUUACUUCUGCAUUCUGCAAGACGAAAGAUACGAAUAUUGUUGAACUGCUAAGGGCUAACCCUGAUUUUCUAUGGUAUAUGUAUUUAAUAUGCACUAAAAACCUAAUUUAAUCAUGAGUGAUAAUACAAAACAACAAACUGUAAAGCCUCAAUGCCAUUACUUUGUUGUUAGAAAAAAAAGGCUAUGUAGAAUGACUGUGAAACCUGGUCAUCUUUAUUGUGGUGAACACGAACCACAAACCACGGGACAACCGAACGAUACACGUGUUCCAUGCCCAUAUGACCCGAAGCACACAUGCUUUGCCAACAAAUUGGAUAAACAUUUAAGAAUAUGCAAUGCUCGUCAGCAAGAAAACCCUGAAUAUAUUGAGACAAAUAUAAAUUCUCCAGCUGAACCAAGCAAUCAUAGACAGCCACUAAAGGAUGUUCCCCUUGAAAUUCUUAACCAGGUCAUUGACAAAAUAAAUGUCUUGUAUGAAAAGUAUAUAGAGGGAAAUAUAGAAGAGUUGUCAGAGAGAGAGAUCCAUUCAGUAUUGAGGGAAGAAUAUAUGCAAAAUGGUCGGACAGAAAGCUCACUGAGACAUCUCCGGCAGGUUUCCCAACUCAUGUGGAUUGUCGAAGAUGAGGGUCUUGUGAAUAAUAAUACUUGCUAUGUUGAAUUAGGAGCAGGCAAGGGUCAUUUAUCAUAUUUUGCGUGGCAGGCGUGGUGCACUCAACCCACGAGGCAGAGCUGCGUGCUGCUAGUUGAGCGAGCCGCGCUGAGACAUAAGCGAGACAACAAGAUACAAACUCAGGUGGCUAAGAGUGACGCGAACCAUGUCACCAGUCACGAUACAAGCGAAGGAACCGAGGCCCGGGUGGACAGCGUGGUGGACGGAAGAGUGGAGGGAGCGGUGAGAGUCCGCGCCGACAUCGCCGAUCUGGUGCUGCACCUAGUGCCGGCCGUAAGAGAGCGGCGCUCGGUCGUGGGCAUCACCAAGCACCUGUGUGGUGUUGCCACUGAUUAUGCCCUGCGUUGUCUGUGCGCGGCAGAAGGCCUAAGUCAUCUGCGCGGACUGGUGAUGUCUACUUGCUGCCACCACAGAUGCCAGCCGGCCGGCUACGUGGGUUCAUCUUACCUGCAGGCGCUGGGCGUGGACGCCGCCGACUUGUGUGUGAUGCUGGGCGUGGUCUCGUGGGCCACGUGCGGCGACGGAAGGCCGCGGGCCCCGCCCCCCGCGCCAGACCCCGCCCCUCCCGGCCCGCGUGAGGUUGUUGGCCGCCGCGCCAAGUUGCUGCUGGACUGGGGUCGGGUGCUGUACCUGCGCGAGCGCGGGUUGAACGCGCGGCUCACCCGCUACGUGGCCGCCGCCGUCUCGCCCGAGAACGUGUGCAUAGUGGCCACCAACACACAAUAAAACCACACCGUCCAAAUAUAA